Messenger RNA from Solenopsis invicta (red fire ant), 5435 nucleotides. RefSeq names its product mediator of RNA polymerase II transcription subunit 14 (gene MED14). Gene Ontology annotation, molecular function: transcription coregulator activity. The transcript has 24 exons. Gene Ontology annotation, biological process: regulation of transcription by RNA polymerase II. Bases 335 to 5023 code for a protein of 1562 amino acids. Gene Ontology annotation, cellular component: core mediator complex; mediator complex. Lineage: Eukaryota; Metazoa; Arthropoda; Insecta; Hymenoptera; Formicidae. The record is from RefSeq and is a predicted model, not a curated record.
GAGCUCGAAAGUCGAGAGGCCAGUAAUGGCUGCGCUGUCUCGUGUCUCGUGUACCUUAAGACCGUUUCUCUCAUAUAAAUAUAUUUAUUUGGCUACCAAACGGGCAUCCUAGAAAAUAUUGAUGUCGAGCAUGAUGUAAUUAAAUGUACGAAUCAAAAAGUCUUGACGGAAAGCAGCUGGCUCUUAUUCUCUUUGCUGUAGGAUUGAAGAAAGUGUUGACUGUACUUUCGAAUCAUGCUGGGUUCUGUGCGGCGUCGUUAGGAUCAAAGCUAGAAGAUAUAUCUAUAGGAGUAUAUAUAUAAGUUGAAAUAUUUUACGUACAAACAAUAUCAAAAUGGCACCAGUACCUUUAGAAGGCCAUCAAACUCCUGUCACAAACAACAUACCUCAGGAAGGCAAUCGUGGUGGAUCUAUAUCCUUAGGCAUGCUCAUAGAUUUUAUUAUACAACGAACGUAUCAUGAACUCACUGUUCUCGCCGAAUUGCUACCUCGCAAGACGGAUAUGGAGCGCAAGAUUGAAAUUUAUAAUUUUUCCGCUCGAACGAGGCAACUGUAUGUUCGUUUAUUAGCAUUAGUAAAAUGGGCGAAUAGCGCGUCUAAAGUGGAUAAAUCUACACACAUAAUGGCAUUUUUAGAUAAGCAGUCAUUGCUUUUUGUCGAUACCGCGGAUAUGCUGGCGAGGAUGGCUCGUGAAACUUUAGUGCAUGCUAGACUUCCAAAUUUUCAUAUUCCUGCAGCUGUGGAAGUACUUACCACUGGGACGUACGGUAGAUUACCAGCUUGCAUUCGAGAGAGAAUAGUGCCUCCAGAUCCCAUCACUCCUGUAGAAAAGAGAAAUACAUUGCAGAGAUUGAAUCAAGUCAUUCAACAUAGAUUAGUCACUGGAAAUUUACUACCACAGAUGCGUAACUUGAAGAUCGAGUCAGGAAGGGUAACGUUUCUUGUGGAGCAAGAGUUUUCAGUAUCUCUUACAGUUAUGGGUGAUGGACCAACAGUUCCAUGGAGACUGUUAGAAUUGGAAAUUUUGGUUUCGGAUAGGGAAACUGGAGAUGGAAAAGCAUUAGUACAUCCAUUGCAAACUCGAUAUGUACACCAGGUUGUUCAAUCGCGAUUAGCUGAAAGUACUAAUCCACUGUCAGAAGUAUAUCAUAUCUUACAUUAUUUUUGUCAAUCGUUGCAAUUGGAAGUUUUAUAUUCUCAAACGUUAAGACUGAUUCGGGACAGAUUGGACGACCAUAUUCAUGUAGACGAAUAUACACCAGGCAAAUGUCUUUCUAUAUCUUAUUGGAGGGAAUUGACGAGUAAGGAUCCACGAUCAGAGCUUGGAUAUAGAUUGACCAUUCAAGUAGAUCAACACGAUCCUGCAAGGCCCCUUGCAGUUGUGCAUAUUCCAUCGUUGGGCAGUAAGGAAAGCGAAAUAGCACAUCGAGCUAUUAGGUCGGAUCAAUUAUCAAUGGAGUGUUUACUCGUGCACACCAUCUACAUCCGGACGCGAAGUCGUUUAUCUGAACUGAAACAAGAGCUACAAACAAUGUUGAAAGACGUUGAAUGUACCUUAGCAGGAUCUCCAGCUAUUCUAUCAGUACCCAUAUUGCAACCAUGCUUACGUGCUGAGCUUCUAUUAGUCACAGUUGACACUCAUACCGGUAUGCUACAGUGUCAUGUUCCUCAAUAUGAUGCACCACUUGUCCCAGAAUUAACAACGGCCUUGAAUGGAGAUCACUCGCGUCUUCCGACACUUAUAUCUGAAUUAAGAUUUUGGAUAACACAAAGACGUUGCGAGAAAACAUUGCAGCAUCUACCAGCUACCGCGCAUGAGCGUUUGCCCGUUUUGCAUCAUCCAGAUCAUCCUAUGUCUAAGAUUAGUCGGCAUCGGAUGUUCGUACAAUUGCACAGGCACCCUACAGUAAUACUGAUUGUCGCAUUCAAAGAGAAAGAAAGUUCAUCAUGUGAAAUAGAAUGCUCUUUCUAUCUCGCUGUAGUUAAGCAUAGUUCCAUCGAAGAUGAUCCACACGAUGAUAGCAUAGAAACGGAAAUACCGAAAAUGUAUUUGAAAGUCCAAAGCCUUAUUGAGUUUGACACUUUUGUGAUUACACAUGGCCCAUUUACUAGUGUUGAUAGUGGGAAUAAUGAUCAAGAUGGGGGGUGCAUUACAGAAGUGGUGGAGACGACCAACAACAAACGUAGAAGCACCGGGAUCGGGGGAAGGACAGACGCGGCGGGAACAUCGCAGAAUAGAAGACCAAAGCAUCCAGCUUACUUUAUUCCGGAAUUGGCGCAUGUUGUCGCUUUGUGUGACGAACGAAUACCGUUCGUAACUCUGGCCCAAGAACUCACUAGGCGGGAGAUAGCUCAUCAAGGUCUCCAAGUUGAAGCAAAUGCCACGGCAUUGGUUCUUAAACUUGUUCAAUUGCCUGCGCCAUUACAGAGUAUGGUUACAUGCAGUUUUUGGCACGCUCUUCUCAAAAGACUUCUGAGUGUCUCGAUUAGAGUUCAAGGCAAAGGCAUGGCUAAAACUUGGACGGUGGAAUUUGUAUUUUAUGGUAGUCCUCUUUCCAGCGGUCAUCCCAAAGAAUUAGGCUUGAGAAGACCGGUUUAUUUUCAAUAUGAAAUGGGUACAGCCGACACCGUCUCCCGUACUGUAGACGCUUUAUUAAAUGAUUGGGCACAGAUAGUGCAUUUGUAUUCGAUUGUUCACGAGUUAGCUGAAUAUUUCAAAAUGGAGAAAUACAACUUACGCAACAUGGUUAGCAUUAAGUCUUACAGUUAUAGCAAACUGGUUGUUGCAUAUGGCCCAAAUCAAGGUGCAACUGUCACUGUACAGUGGAGUACAAAUGACAAGGCAUUCAAGCUGGUAUUUGGUAGAAGUCCGACGAAUACAGUGAGCAAUGCGCAUUCCUUAAUGAAGGAACAGCUUGAAGCUCAUUUAAAUAGACAUAAAAAUUUAGCACAAAUUAUUCAUAUAGUUAACGAAACGCUUCAACCGCUCACGUCAAUCAGUAAAUUACCAACAAUUCCUCAGUUAUGCGUGCAUGCGGUAAGUGCACGCGUGUACCUGCCCUAUUUCGAUUCAGAUUUACGUAUAACUCCCUCUCUACAGAGACCACGAGUGCCGGUACAAACGUUUACUAUAAUGCCGCAGUGCGUAACUUUAGUAAGAAUAGCAUAUCAAGGAAUGUAUUGUUUGGAAUUACGUUUGCGUGGCGGUGGUUUAGUGAGCUUACGCGACGGUGCUUACAGUCGUUUCGACAGAAGUAACGUCGUCGAUGAAUUCACACCUACGCAGGGUUUAAAGGCAUUCUUGUCGAAAUACGUCGAUGAGAAUGCAGUGUUUAGAAGAAGGUCUCAAUCAGAGGACGAUAAUCCACCGUCGCCCGUUACUAUGGACAGCGACGGUACUGGUGGCAACGUGGGCUUCUUAGGUCAUCACAGAAGCGGCCCUCAAUCGCCCGCCCAGCAACGCGAAGGUUUAAGGUUCCAUCCACCGCUCACACCACCGUCAGGUAGUAAUCCUCAUACACCGGCCAGUCCUCAUACUGCAAAUAUAUCUCAAGCAAGUCAACAUCAAAGCUUCAGUCCUGCAACUUCGUUUAAUUUAGCAUCGCCGCCAUCGUUACCGCCAAAUACACCUAAUAUGUUACCACACCCAUCUCCUGGAUCAGGACUCGUUGCAAAUAGUCCUUUAAAUCCGAUGCACGUUCCCAGUCCAGCUAGUCUCAUGCCGACGUCAUCACCUGGACCUUGCAGUAACGUUCAAGUAGGGCAUUCUCCUGCUGGUUCAUUCAUGCAAACAGGUCAUAUCGACGGUAGUCCUUUUCCGGCUUCUCAAAGCAUGGCUUCCCCAGCUGCUUCAAACUGGCCCGGAUCUCCGAGUGUACCGAGACCUUCUCCGGCGAGACCUGGACAAAGUCCAGGUCACGCAGCGUUGCACAGCCCUCAAGCCUCUGAUCACAAAACCGGUAGUCACAUAUCCAGGGUAUUACCACAAAGGUCCUGGGCAGGUGCUGUACCGACCCUUCUCACGCACGAAGCCCUGGAAUUACUCUGCUGUCCGUCGAAUCAUCCUUCGAACUUACCGGGUCCAGAUAUGUCACCGCUUGAGAGAUUUCUAGGCUGCGUCUACAUGCGAAGACAGUUGCAACGCUUUAUCCAACAAGAUGAUUGCUUAACAGGUAUCAACGCCGAGCCCGGUGUAGUACAUUUCAAAGCCGAGAGCUUGCAAUGCAGAGUCGGAUUAAAUCCGCAACAUUUUCAAUCUCUUCACAUCAAGGUUCUCGCGCUUCCCGAAUAUAAAGAUCAAUGGAGCGGAGAAGAAUUACAGAUUAUUGAAAAGUUCUUCGACACGCGAGUAGCUGCCCCGCCCUAUAAACACAACACGCUGGCCGGUUUCGGAAGGAUGCUUAACGCACGUUUCAAAGUAUUGAAGGACUUUGUGCAAAUAAUGAAGUUGGAAUUAGUUCCCGGUCUUGUGCAGCAGCAGCAGUUGAAGUGGUCUGUGCAGUUAUGUUUGCGUAUCCCGCCUUCUGCUGGACCAAUCGUGCCCCCUGGCACGGAAGGAGUACACGUUUGCAGAAACAAGAUUUUAUUUUUCUUACAAAUAACGAGAAUGGGUAUACCGUAUCAAGGGGAGACACCGUCCUUGGUACUGCCAUUCGUGUACGACAUCACUACGAAUUUAACGCAACUGGCGGAAAGAAGGGAUCUCAGUCCACCUCCUUCGGCGAUCACGGGAGUGUCAAUGCAGCUGAAGAGAUUCGCCGAAUACGGCGCGAAUCAGUCGGAGUGUUCGUUGUUCCCCGCUGUACGGGAUCUUCUCGCUAAUUUUACAUUACCAUCGGAACCGUCGGUUAUAUCACAGGUUGUGCCAUCCCCCGCGGGAAAUCAAGUAGCCUCCGCACAACAGAUUCAAAACACAGCGAUGCAAAUGCACUCGCCCAUGGCUGGUGGUCAAGGUCCGCCGCAGGGACCAUACGGAAUCCAAGGCAUGCAACCGAUGGGCAUGAUGGGCGGACCGCCUCAAUAGGAUUUGCUUUACUCUCCUAAUCCCCUGUGUCUACCGAAUCAUCCAACGUGGAUGAACUAGAAAUGUAAACUUCGACUCGAAGAAUUCACGGGACAAUCCAUCCGCUAAUUCUAACGUAAGAAGAUUUACAUUUCACGGGGUAUUUUAGGAGAGAAAAAAGUUGUGGCGUCCGCUGCGUUUAAUCCAACGAAGAAAAAAAAUGGACAACUGACAAAAAAAAUGUUUCCUGUAUGAGAGACAAUCUUGUAUCUGAGUUUGGUACUAUUCGUACACACUUUGUAUUUAACAUCAGCAAACUCUUAUCACUAAAGCAAAUGUACUAAAACAAAUGUAUAAAUAUGUAUCAUAAGAAUUCGUAAGAAUUAUAAUAGAUUAUAUUCGACGUAAUUAAACUUAACGAUAAAUUAUUAUA